This is a messenger RNA of Lepus europaeus (European hare), 471 nucleotides long. RefSeq names its product CKLF like MARVEL transmembrane domain containing 5 (gene CMTM5). Gene Ontology annotation, cellular component: membrane. The record is from RefSeq and is a predicted model, not a curated record. NCBI's taxonomy places the organism in Eukaryota, Metazoa, Chordata, Mammalia, Lagomorpha, Leporidae. Bases 1 to 471 code for a protein of 156 amino acids. The transcript has 5 exons.
AUGCUGGGUGCCUGGGACCGCCGAGACCGGCCCUCCGAGGAGGGGGCAGCUGCCGUGCUCCAGGGCUUCGCCGUGGACAAGAGCUUCCUCUCUUCCCUCAAAGGCAUCCUGCUGGAGACCGAGCUGGUCCUGGUUUUCAUCAUCUUCAUCUGCUUCACGGCCUCCAUCUCUGCCUACAUGGCCGCGGCGCUGCUGGAGUUCUUCAUCACGCUCGCCUUCCUCUUCCUCUACGCCACCCAGUACUACCAGCGCUUCGACCGGCUCAACUGGCCCUGUCUGGACUUCCUCCGCUGCAUCAGUGCCAUCAUCAUCUUCCUGGUGGUCUCCUUUGCUGCUGUGACCUCCCGGGAUGGAGCUGCCAUCGCUGCUUUUGUUUUUGGCAUCAUUCUGGUUGCUGUCUUUGCCUAUGAUGCUUUCAAGAUCUACCGGACUGAGAUGGCACCCAGGGCCUCCCAGGGGGAUCCGCAGUGA